Molecule: messenger RNA, 1992 nt
Organism: Cyclocybe aegerita
Lineage: Eukaryota; Fungi; Basidiomycota; Agaricomycetes; Agaricales; Hemipholiotaceae
Source: the annotation of a GenBank genome assembly
AUGGUGUCGUUUUCCUGCUAUCGGUUCUUCCGCGGGCUGCGCUCGAUGUGCGCGCCGAUAAUGACCGUCGUCGGGUUCUCUCUCAUGCUCACUUAUGUCUUCAUUCUCUAUCAACCAUCGCGCGGACCUGGCAUUGUCCAACGUAUGGGGUGGCAGUCCUGGGAGGUUAUUACCAUGCCCGAACCGACGAGCCAACGCCCGACUCCUCCGACCAGCGGGACAGAGGUGCCAGAGACGGGAGUGGACUGGUGGAAUGUGACGCAGCCGCAGGACAAAGUGGAUGCUUCAAGUUUUCCACUGGAUGUGUGGUCUCCUCUGCUACCCCAUGACACAGGAUUCUCUGAGGUUGCGGUGACACACUGCUUCCUCGACCCAGACGUCGGUGGGGACCUAUGUGCGCCCCAUUCUACGAGCGAACAAGACUCGAUCAGAGGGAAAUGGGUUCGAAUCCCUCGAAAUCUGAACCUGGAAGGCGGCUACAUGGCGGGAUGGGUGAAUAUCUAUUACCGUCGAACAAGAAGACAAGAUAUUGACCUUGUAACUGAUAUUAAACUCUUCGGUGCGAAUGAAGGCCCAGAGUCGUUGGAAGGAUGGCACAAGGCAGAAACCUCGCUCAGAGCUGGAAUCAGGGGCCUUUCUCCGCUUUUCCUGUGGUACAAGACUGGGAAAAACGCGGGAGAUAUGACUCCUGAAGAAAAGGCGAAUAUCAUCACCGAGCUGGACAUCUUGUAUGGCGAGGACAUUCCUUGGUAUGGCUUCGAGAAGAUUGAACCUCCAACAAUUGCUCAAGGCAAGAAGGUAGAGGCUACUUGGAUAACUUAUAGGAGAGGCGUUAAGGUACCACCACGCGCUCCACCUUUGCAUUUCUCGCACUCCGGAAAGUUCAAAGUCCUGCAAGUCGCAGAUCUCCACUACUCGAUUGCACAAGGCUUUUGUCGGGACACCCUUCUGAAACCAUGCGAACAUUCCGACAAUCUCACCAAUACCAUGAUUUCUCACGUCAUCGACGAAGAAAAACCUGACCUUAUAGUCUUUACUGGUGACCAGCUCAAUGGUCAAGGCACAUCAUGGGAUCCCAGGUCAGUGCUGGCGAAGUUCGCGCGUGCUGUGACGGACAAGGGUAUACCUUGGGCGGCGGUGUUUGGAAAUCACGACGAGGAUGAUGGAAUGCGUAAAGAGCAGCAGGUUGCUUUGAUGAAAGGGCUACCGUAUAGUCUGGUCGAGACCGGGCCUAAGGAUGUGCAUGGCGUUGGAAAUUAUCUCCUGAAGGUCCACAGUCCCGAUGCGUCAAAGACUCAUAUCCUAACUCUCUAUUUCUUGGACUCCGGCUCGUACUCGAAAGGCUUCUUCGAUUGGUUCGGCUUCUUCACGCCCACCGAAUACGACUGGAUCAGACAAAGUCAAAUCGAUUGGUUCUUGCAAGAAUCCGCUACAAUAAAGCCCAUCGAACGGCCUUUCAGACCAGACACAGGAAAGGACAUGGGCUCCAUCUGGAACCGCCAGUCAGACCAAGUCAUACCCUUCACGAAGAAGCUGGCCAAACCCAACGCCCUCAUGUUCUUCCACAUACCUCUGCCUGAGUCCUACGCGAAGCCAGACAUCAACCCGCAGACGGGCAAAGCUCUCGAUGUUGGAAUAAGGGGGCAGGAGCCUGCUGGCAAUGCGAAGAAGAGCGACAACUUCUUUGAGAAAGGUCUCCUGACGGCGCUGGAGAGUGAACACGUUGCGAAAGGGAACGCGCCUGAGGUUAAAGUGAUUGGGAAUGGGCAUUGCCAUGUGACCGAGAACUGUCGCCGUGUAAAGGGUGUCUGGUUGUGUUUCGGUGGCGGAGGAUCCUACUCGGGCUAUGGGAAAGUUGGAUUUGACCGCCGAUUCCGAAUCUACGAUAUCUCAGACUUUGGAGAGACGAUAAGAACAUACAAACGCACAGAGAAAGAUGAGAUCGUGGAUGAUAUGAUCCUGGCGGGGAGAGGUGCACCGCCUUUCUCAUAG